UCUGACGUCAGGAGCAAUGGCGGACCUGGAUGGAAGCGACGCGUCUACCAGCGCGACCCAAGGUUCAGAGGCCCCUCCCUCAGUGGAGGAGAAGAGAACAUUAUCAAGUCGGCCCACAUCCUCUGCCUCCGCCCUCAACACCAGCACAGACACACCCACCUCUAUAGGCUCCAGACCAGAGCCUUUGGUGCUGAAACUUGAUGAGAGACAGAGGCUUGCUCGAGAACGGAGGGAGGAGAGGGAAAAGCAAAAUGCACUCCGUGAGUCUCAGUGGCAUGAGCGUGAGGAGCGUGCGCGUCAGUACUAUGAGAAGCACCUGGAGGAGCGCAGGAGGAGGCUGGAGGACCAGAGGAUCAAGGAGGACCAGAGACGUGCCGCCGUCGAGGAGAAACGACGGCAGAAACAGGAGGAGGAAAAGGUCCGCUAUGAGGCGGUCAUGAGGAGGACUCUGGAGAGGAGUCAAAGAGCCAAACAGAAAACCAACCGCUGGAGUUGGGGAGGCAGUCUGACCACCAGCACCUCUCAUCCAACAGAUUCGGAUAGACGCUCUGUCUCAACUACCAACUUGUCCAAGCACACAGACCCGGUCAUAACCAAACGCCUGUCCGCAUCUUCUGCCACACUCUUAAACUCACCAGACAGAGCCUUACAGAAACGGACUGCCUCCUCUCCCCACAUUAAUAAACACAGCAACAGAGCCCGCUCAUCACAGGAGAAGAGUGUCGGUAACACACACACAGCUAUGCGUCGUUUGCCAUUGACACCAUGGGAGAAUAACAUGGUCAGUCGUCUGUUGACCCCCACACACUCCUACCUGGCCAGAAGCCGUAGCGCUAUGUCAUUGUCAGGAGGAGAGACAGCUUCCUGUCAUCCAAUGAGCUCCCUCUCCUUCAAGUCCCUCCAAUCCCGCAGCAGCAUGGAGCGGCCAAUGAGAGCAGGUCUCAGCUGCGAUCGGCCAAUCAGGGCCGGCUUCACCCAACCUGACCCCAGCACCCGAAGGAGAACCACUCAGGGCACAUCGGGGGAAAAGCACCCUAAGGAGUACGUGCGUAAGUCCUGGAGCAACUUGUCUCUGCCCCUGGGCUCCCAGCCCCUCCUGAGUGGCCCCCAGCAGCCCAGAGCCAAGAGGAACCAGUCCCCCGGCAGCCAGCCCUCCAGGACCAAAGCACCCUCACCUGCCAGAUCUUCCACGUCUUCCAAGAAGCCUCCGACUCCCAAACACCUGCGAUCCCCUGGCCAGGAACACUCGGCCUCCACCCCGCCUCUGUCGCCAGGCAACCUGCGGCCCAGCCGGACCAUGCCCGAGUUGUACCGGGCCGCUGAGGAGGACGGUGCAGAGGGAGAGGCCAAGGAGGCUACCUCACCAGUGAAGUCAGCGGGCACCACAGACCCUGAAGAAGCCUCUCGCCUGCUAGCAGAGAAACGCCGACAGGCUCGCGAGCAGAGAGAGAGAGAGGAGGAAGAACGCCGUUUACAGGAGGAGGCCGAGAGACGCAGCCGUGAGGAGAUGGCUCGGAGGAAAGCCGAGGAACGAGUGCGCCGCGAGGAGGAGGAGAAGAAGAGAGAGGAGGAGAGAAGACUCCAAGAGGAGGAGGAGAGGAAAGCCCAGGCCGAGAAGGAGAGAGAGGAAGCAGAGCGCCUACAGAAACAGCGAGAGGCAGAGGAGGCUCGCCAGCGUGAGGAAACGGAGCGACUGCGUCAGGAGAGAGAGAAGCACUUCCAGAAGGAGGAGGCAGAACGUCAGGAGCGCAAAAAGAGAUUGGAGGAGAUCAUGAAGAGGACACGCAAAUCAGAUCAGCAAAAAUCACCACAACGCAGAAAUGGAGAUUUCGCUGAGCAGAAAACAGAGGAGACAGCAUCCCCACCUGCACCUCUGCCAGCCCUCUCAGACACACACACACUCACGCUCCAGGGUCCAGAAUCAGGAGAGAGCACACCAACUGAGGCCCAGCCGAGGGAGAACGGCAUCGCCAUAGAGACGGGGACCUUUGAGCAGGUCAUCGUGGUUCCCAUGGAGACCAAGAUGCCCCGGGCAGAGGGCGACGGGCAGGAGGAAGAUGAGGCGUCCGACUCCGAAGGUCCCCGCAGCCCCGUCGUCGCCUUCCGAGAGAACGGACAGAGCCAGCACCAAGCAGAUGUGGUGUGAGCAACCAAGACUGCAUGGGUGAGCGAGAAGGAGACCAAGGGGGAGAGAAGAGGUUCGGAUGGAUUGUGUCUCACCUGAAGGUCUCCCUGAAGGCUGGUUUCGUACAGAUGAGGCCUGGACAGGAAACCCUCCUCCCCAUUCCUGCUGACCAAAACAUCAACUUAGAACAACCACCCCUGCUCCCCAAACCACUUAGUGCGGCCUCAGACUAGAGAGCAGUGAGGUCCAAACCACUUUGAGACCAAGAUGGGGGUGAAAUGCCCCCCCCCCUCUGCGUAUGAAUCAAUAUUCUGUGUUUUGAUUUGGCAGGCUGAUCGCUGAUGUAAUACUUGAAGAUUUCCUCGUACUGUAGUUCUGUCAGCAGGCAGGUGAGCAGGUGCUUGUGCUGUUGAUGGAGAGGGGGGUGAAAGGAAGGAAAAAAAAUAAAAGAAUCUGAUCUGAUUUCUCUCUUAGUAAAAAGCAGGUAUAAUCUCAUGCACUACUGUCAUUAGUUAUUCAAUAACUGUUAAGUACAAAACAAAACAAAUAAUGAAUGUUUCCCUUUUCUGUGUAGUUCAGCUUAACUACUGUAGAUAUGUGCUUUGUUUGUUUGUUUGUUUGUUUGCUUGUUUGUUGAUUUUACCAAUGGCGAUGAAGUUAGCAAACUUCUCAUUGGUCUGACUGAUGGUCCUAAAUCCAAAGAUCCCACCCACAUUUCAGGAUCAGUUUUGUGUUUCAGCCUCUAGUUUCCGUGUGUGUGUGAGUGCAUGGGUGUGCGUGUGCGUGUGCGUGUGCGCGUGUGGUGAGUAGAGGAAUGUCUACAAGCUUGUGCACAUCAGUGCAAUAUCCAAAAAGCAUGUAGCUGCAAGUUUCAGAACUUUGCCAUUCUUCACAUUGGGGUCCAUGUGGAACCAAAUGCAGUAGAAACAGAAUCAAUACAAGCGUUCCAUUUGUCUAUUGUGACAUCAGCUGCGACCAUGAUAACACAAUGGUUGUCUGGGUUACUGCUCCAUUUGAUUACAUUUCAGAAUCAGAACAAAAAUUAUAUAGAGCUUAACUUAAUCCUCUAGAUUCGUAGGGAUCAAAGAGUUUCAAACUGAAAAAUUAAUCAUUCUGACCGUAAUAUAAGAUAAAAUAAAUGCUGCUAUACUUAAAACUUUAUUUUAUGUUUUUUUUUUCUUUUGCCUUACUUGGAUCAGGAAGAGUUGCCAGGAGGCGUUGUGCUUUAGAGAAAAGUUACACGAACACACAAUUCAAAUGAGCAUUCCAGUACCAAUCAAACAUCACACACACGCACACAGUUAAUUGGCAGAUAUGCGCUCAAUUGGAGUUUUCUCUGCUUGAUGCCGUUAUUAUGCUUUCCUCCAUACAUCAAACACACACAUGCACACACACACGCUUGCACGCGCAUACACACGCACACAUAAACACACACACGCUUGCGUGCACACACACCACACACACACACACACACACACACAGACAGAUGGAGGGAUAGAAAGAGAUACACAUGUCAAAGUAUUUCAACUUGUGAAAAUAAGAUGAUUGGUUCUAGGUAUAAUUUUCUCCUUUAUUUCAAAGGCUCACAUCUCUACACUACUUUAAUCAAAUACUUCAGCCUGGAAGGAAUGUUUUUGGAAUCUUAUGAUCUCAAAAACACCCUCAAAUACUGGUUUCCAUUUCAGUUCCUCAAAACCAUUGCCAUCACUUUGGCAGUCAGAUGAAACUCUAAACUUGACACAGGGCUUUCCUAUGCAUUUCUUGUAUAAAGAAAAUAACAAUAAACAAAGCAUGACAUGGCAGGUUGUAAAUCUAUGUGAAACCUAUGAAAUACUUAUAAGUACAGAUAUGUAAAGUUGUAUAUUUUAUUAAAACUUACAGACGCAAGCCUCAUCUGAUGCCUAAUCCUUCACCCAGCAUCCUCUGUUAUGCAGGGUCCUGGGAUAAGUGUGCAUAGUCCGUGGAUUGGGAUUGCCCCCUGAAGUAAGGACACUAGGCUGAAGGACUAGGACGUGCCCUAAAGAGGAUGCUGAACAGGGGCUCAUGAUUUGGAGGGUUAGCAUCUUUAAAACGGUAUCCCUCAAGUGCACACUUCCGCCCGACAUUUUCACAAUCACUGGUAUGUAAUGCUUGUUGUCUAUGUGGAUUGAUGGGUAAACUGACACUUUUCUGCCUAAGGAUCAGACGAUCCACAUCAGGGAUGGGCAACUGGCGGCCCGCGGGCCGCAUGCGGCCCGCCUCCUCACUCAGUGCGGCCCGCGGAUGAUCAAUUUUACUGUGAUUAAAAAUGCGUUGUAACGUUUUAACCGCACCGUCAUUUUAAUUAUACUGUUCGCCGAUAGAUGGCGCCUCCUAUGCAAACCAUCACGGGCCCUCGGACCUUUACCAUCGCUGAGGAAAGACACACAAAUGGAAGAAAAGUAGAAAACUCAUUUAGAAAACCGUAGGCUACCUUUCAGUCAAAAUCGGAAGCAGUGUCUGUUCAUAGAAUGGUAAGGCAAACCCAUGUCAAGUUUUGCUAGAAACUAUAAUAUCAGCCAUGAAAGAUUUAAACUUAAAGCGCCACUACACUACACCUUGCGAAAAGUUAUCAGGAGUAGCCUGCCCUACACACACGGAGCUUCUCGGCCGCUGUCGUAGCCGACCUCAAAUCAAAAGUAGGCUAGCCUGCACUAACAAUAGCGACUAAUUGCCAGAACUACACUGGAAUCCGUCUUUUGCUGUUUCGCUUGAGCUUGCCAAAGCAAAGAAGCUAUAUCAGAUGGCGAAAUUGCUUGGUUGCGUAGUGGAGGUAAAAACUUCGAAACGAUAUUUGUCCCGACGCACGGUGAGGCGCAUAAUUGUUGACAUUCUGAUAAUG
Sardina pilchardus (European sardine) is the source of this 4985-nucleotide messenger RNA. RefSeq names its product microtubule-associated protein 7b (gene map7b). Bases 17 to 2146 code for a protein of 709 amino acids. The transcript is spliced from 19 exons. NCBI's taxonomy places the organism in Eukaryota, Metazoa, Chordata, Actinopteri, Clupeiformes, Clupeidae. Gene Ontology annotation, biological process: microtubule cytoskeleton organization. The record is from RefSeq and is a predicted model, not a curated record. Gene Ontology annotation, cellular component: microtubule cytoskeleton.